UUUCUCAAAAAUCAAUUUCUGUAUAAAUUAUCAUUUUACUAUACCCAUAGUAUAUCCAGCUUGCCAUUUAAACCUUGUUCAAGAAAUAAAUAGAUCUAUGUUUAUUAAUCCUUUAAUUAACUCAAGAGAUCUUCAUGGAAUGUUAUUUGAUAUGUAUGAUGCGUCUCUAUAAUGCCGUCACACUUUUGAUGGUACUGAUCGCGUUUAUUAUCUGCACAGUGCAAGGAAUAAAGGACGACAGUUCUCACUUCCUACUGGCCGUGAAUCUCCUGCUCAGUGGAAUGGUCAGCAUCGUUUGUAACUGGUGGUACAGAAAAAGUGAACUUAGCGCUGACAAGUACUGGUACAUCUUCCUCGUGUCCUCUGUCAUCAUCUUCCAGGCCAUAACAACGGACAUCUACGCCUUGCACAAGGCGGCCCCACCCAUAACGACGCGCGCACCCUUUACCCUGCCCUCGACCACGCCGUACACGGGAACCACCAUGACGUGGCGCACCAUCGUGCCCGGAAGUGGCUCCGUGACGCCGCCUACCUUCGCCUUUCUGCAGCACGUGACAACCAAACUGUACGAUACGCUGUAUCGGUGGUAGCUGCAGAGGACAAAACAGUUCUCCAAGUAGCAGUUGUUGUGUGAAAAAAGCGUUGAUUUAUGCGAAUACUCAAGACUUACAGAAUUUUCAACUAAAUACAUUUAUCAGAUUCGUGAACACGGAAUCUUUUUUUUUUCCAAAUUUUUACUAAUACAUACAUGUUAAACUCUAGUAAUCAAAUCGUACGUCUAAAACUGGAACUAUAAUGAAUAAAGAAAAUGCUUAUGCAAAAAAAUGAAUAUAUAACAGCUACAAAAUAAAAAUAAAAACAUAUUGUCGAGCAUAGCGAAUGCAACAGUUUUU
Messenger RNA from Dreissena polymorpha, 893 nucleotides. RefSeq lists its product as uncharacterized. Lineage: Eukaryota; Metazoa; Mollusca; Bivalvia; Myida; Dreissenidae. The record is from RefSeq and is a predicted model, not a curated record. The transcript is spliced from 7 exons. The coding region runs from base 135 to 590 and encodes 151 amino acids.